Lolium perenne is the source of this 1413-nucleotide messenger RNA. Its product is annotated as protein FAR-RED IMPAIRED RESPONSE 1-like. Gene Ontology annotation, molecular function: zinc ion binding. The record is from RefSeq and is a predicted model, not a curated record. Gene Ontology annotation, biological process: regulation of DNA-templated transcription. Lineage: Eukaryota; Viridiplantae; Streptophyta; Magnoliopsida; Poales; Poaceae.
AUGUGCGUAAUGAACUACAAGCUGUUCGGUGACUAUAUAUCUUUCGACACAACUUUCAGCACAAAUAAGUAUGGAUUACCAUUUGUUCCUAUAGUUGGGGUGAACAAUCACGGCUCCACAGUACUGUUUGCCGUUGCUCUACUCAAGGAUCAAACAACAGAAACAUUUAUAUGGGUUAUGGAAACAUUUGUUCAGGCCAUGGGUGGAAAAGAACCAAAGACAAUAAUAACAGACCAGGACAAAGCAAUGAAGAAAGCAAUACAAACAGUUCUAAAGUCUACAACCCACAGGAACUGCUACUACCACAUCGUGACCAAGAUGAGUCAGAAAGAGAGCACCUUCUUUGCAAAAAACUUAGGACUGUCGGAACUGCUAAUGUACAUUGCAAAGAACGCAUUCACACCAGAUGAGUUCGAAAUGGGAUGGAAUAAAGUGAUAAAGGAUUACAAUGCUGGCGGAGAAAAACACCUAAGCAAGUUAUUCAGGAUAAGACACAGGUGGGUACUAGCGUACUUCAUGGACAAAUUUUACCCAUUCUCAUCAAGCACAGGAAGGAGCGAGAGCACAAAUAACAUGUGGAAAUGCUAUAGCCAGCACACAGACACAAUAACAAUGUUCCUUGAGCAAUAUGAGGUCAUACAAGACAAGUGCUUAUCUGCCCUGGACAAGAAGAAGCUCACAUCAACACUGAAAACAGCAAAACUAGUAACAAGACAUCCGUUUGAGAAGCAAGCUCUUGAACAAUUCACACAUGAAAUAUUCGAGAAGUUCCAGAUCGAGAUCACAAACAACACGGCAUUCAAGGUAGAUGGAUCACUUGAACCUGGUCGCCACCUGCGGCUGAAAAGAAUAGUGAAAUUCUACAACCACAUGGAAUUCAAAAGGGAGUUGUUUGACGUCACAUUUGACGAUGAAAAAAAGAACUUCAUGUGUUCCUGCAAAAAGAUGCAGAGGGAUGGUAUACAUUGCUGCCAUGUAAUAAAAGCAAUGGUUCACAUGGAGAUCAAUGAUUUGCCAGAGAGUUUUGUGAUUAAAAGAUGGAGAAAAGACAUAGACAUGGAACUCGCAACAUUAGGAAAUGUAGCAGAUGCUUCUUGCGGAGACGAAACACUAAAGUUUGCCGGUGUGAUGAGCCAUAUGGCAGAACUUUGCAACAAAGUGUGCCCAAAUGACAAAGCAUAUAAUGUCAUGAUUCAGUGUAUGCGUGAUAUGGAAACAAAAGUGCUGGCAGCAAUAAGAGAAGAUGAAGGAGCUAAAAAACUACACGAUGAAGAAACAGGUAGCAACGAAACAUUACGUGACCCACCAAUGUCCGACGGAAGAGGAACAAAAAGAGGAGACAGAAUGAUGCCAGGUUCAGAAAAAAGACAAAAAACUAGACAAAUAAAAUGCGAACACUGCAAAACAUCAUGA